Radiomyces spectabilis is the source of this 1254-nucleotide messenger RNA. RefSeq lists its product as uncharacterized. Bases 1 to 1254 code for a protein of 417 amino acids. Gene Ontology annotation, cellular component: plasma membrane; fungal-type cell wall. The transcript is spliced from 3 exons. The record is from RefSeq and is a predicted model, not a curated record. NCBI's taxonomy places the organism in Eukaryota, Fungi, Mucoromycota, Mucoromycetes, Mucorales, Radiomycetaceae. Gene Ontology annotation, biological process: fungal-type cell wall organization.
AUGACACGGUUCUCGUUGACUGCAAUCUUGUUGGUGGUUUCCACCGCCGCCGUAUUCGCUCAAAAGGCUUCACCUGAAUGUUCCAAAGAUAUCAAAGUGAAUGAACAACGUGAUUUGGAUGGUAUUAGCAACUGCAAAACGUUCACGGGCACCAUUACGGUCGACAGCACCAAGCUGUCCAAGUUGGAACUGAAGGGUGUGGAGGAGAUGAACGGUGACCUGAUUUUGCAAGGCAACUCGGAUCUCCAAUCCUUCUCUGCCCCCCAACUCAAGAAGGUCAAGGGCGAAGUUCGCAUCAUCAAUCAUACCAUUCUCGAUAAAGUGGACUUGACGUCUUUGACAGAAGCCAAAGGAUUGACCUUGGCCGUGUUGCCUGCUCUGGAACAAAUCCGCUUCCCUGCUGGUCUUUCCAAGGUCGACGAUUUACGUAUUGAAGACACCCGAUCCCCCAGUAUCAGCGGUCUCAAUGCUGAAACUUACAAUACAUUCCAACUCACCAAUAACAAAUACAUGAAAGAAUUUGACCUUGCAUCCACCAAAGAAAUCAAGACCAACAUUGUUGUCCUUGCCAACGGUAACUCGAUGAACUUCAAGGCACCCAACUUGGCUCGAUUAAAGAUGGCGACUUUCCGAAACCUCGGUCAACUGGACCUGCCAGCCUUGACCAGCGUCACGGGAGACAUGUCGUUCCACGAAAACCAGUUUAAUGCUUUGAACAUGGACAACAUUGAAUUGAUUGGCGGUACACUGACCAUUGCCAACAAUGACCGACUUGCCGAAACCUCUUUCAAGGCCCUGAGCAAAGUAGGCGGUGCCUUGUCCAUUGGUAACAACACUCAGCUGCACAACAUUGACGGGUUCCCCAAGUUACAAGAAGUGGACGGUACCGUAGAUAUGGCCGGUUCCUUUGAUAACUACAAGUUACCCGUCUUGGCCGAUAUUCGUGGUGGCAUGCGUCUUCAGACCACCAGCUCCCAGUUUGGCUGCUCCGACCUCGAGAAGAAACUCAAGAAUGACAACGUUGUCAAGGGCAACACCUGGAGUUGCGCUUCCAGUCUCCAAGAAAAUCAAAUGAGUCCUACCAUUGGUCAAAACGCUGGCGCUCCUCAGACCAUCAGCGGUGGUGCAGCUGGUACCACUAGCUCCCGCAACGGUAACGGCGAUGGCAAUCAACACUCGGCGGCUUCUCGCUCCAUCGCGGCUCAAGGAGUCGCGGUAGUGGUGAUGGCCAUGGUGCUUGCCAUCCAGUUUUAA